This is a messenger RNA of Penicillium hordei, 1035 nucleotides long. Its product is annotated as S-adenosylmethionine-dependent methyltransferase. The transcript is spliced from 3 exons. The coding region runs from base 1 to 1035 and encodes 344 amino acids. The record is from RefSeq and is a predicted model, not a curated record. Lineage: Eukaryota; Fungi; Ascomycota; Eurotiomycetes; Eurotiales; Aspergillaceae.
AUGAUUAGCGCUACAGAUGAACCUCUACAUGUGCUUGACCUCCCGCAACUCUACCAGAAGCCCUCGGGAACCGAUCUCGUGAAAGCUUUAGCUCUGUUGAGCUUGCAGCCACGCACAUUUGGCACGACCGCUGAUGUCGUCAAAGGCCCCGCAGUCCAGCCUGCCGGAGUGACUCGGUAUCUCACAUCCAUCAUCGCCAGUCCACUCGCAUGGCUCGAUACCGAGGAACUCCGGGAGGCAAUCUGGGAUGCGGCCGCUGCACGGCUAAGUGAACGGUCUGGUCGAACCGCUAUGCCGGCGAUGUCUCGAAUCUUCAACGUACCCACCAGCUCUGGCGAAGAAUACACACUGACCCUCCAUGAACCGUCAAUCACGGCGGACAACCUCGGUAUGAAGACUUGGGUAUCUUCCUAUCUUCUCUCGCGCCGGCUUCACUGCCUUGGAUCGCCACCAACACUUGUUCCCUCGGCGUCGGCAACUCCCUCCACAUUGAAACCCCAGAAACCUCUGCGGGCACUCGAACUCGGUGCCGGAACAGGCUUGGUCGGGCUUUCCUUUGCAGCUCUGCAGGGUGAAUCUGCCACCGUCCACCUCACCGACUUGCCCGAGAUUGUCCCCAACCUCGCCCAUAAUGCUGCCUUGAACGUAGAACUCCUCGACAGAACUGGGGCGAAUGUGACCACCGGUUUGCUUGACUGGUCGGUCACGCCAUCGCCCCUUCCAACUGCGGAAGAGCAAUUUGAUGUGAUUCUCGCCGCGGAUCCAUUGUACUCGCCCAACCACCCUAAAUGGUUGGUGGAUACCAUUAAGCCCUGGCUUAGCCGUGGACUCGAUGCACGAGUCGUGGUGGAGAUGCCGCUACGAGAUGCAUAUCUGCCGCAGGUGAAGGAGUUCCGGCAGCGGAUGGGCGAGUUGGGGCUGGCUGUGGUUGAGGAGGGCGAGGAGGUCGGCUAUGAUGACUGGGAGAGUGCAGAUGGAGGCGCAUUAGCCGUCAACUGUUGGUGGUCGAUUUGGGGAUGGAGUGAAAAGGUAUAA